ACCCUACAGCAAAGAGCGUGAGUUUGGUUCGUCGGGAUCUCCCCAACGUGCAAACCAAGCCGGGCACUAAACUUGUCUGUUUUGCAAUAGCCUUUGCGCUUAUUCGCUGCUAGCCAAUAGAUGAAUAGGAGGGGCAUGCCUAACCAAUGCGUUAGCCAAUCCGAUGUGGUGGAGGCCGGGCCAAGGUCCCCAGCCGCUGGGUAAGAAGCGGCAUGGCUGCUUGUCUUGUUUUGGCGCUGCAGAGAGUGUGGCGGCAGAGAGGAUGGCUCCGCAGGAGGAACCCGGCACGGAACUAGCCCCGCGCGGGCUGCCCUCUUCUGCCACGCGACUCUUCACCUGGGACGAAAUCGGGCUCCACACCAAGCAAGGGGACCCGAAUCGAGAGAGGUGGCUGGUGAUCGACAGGAAAGUGUAUGAUAUCCGCUCCUUCUACUUGCGGCACCCUGGGGGAGCCGGGAUUUUGAGCAGCCACGUUGGGCAGGACGCUACGGAUGCCUUUGAAGCAUUCCAUGUUGACAAAUCAUUCGUGAAGAAGUUUUUGAACUUGCUACUGAUUGGGGAAUUGGCACCAGAUCAGCCUAGUUUGGAACCCAGUAAAAAUGAAUCGCUUCUCAUGGACUUCCGUGAGCUACGCGCCAUGGUAGAGAAGAUGGAACUCUUGAAGCCCAACACUUACUUCUUCAUGGCAUUCCUCUUUCACAUCAUUAUAUUGGAAGUUGCAUCCUGGCUCACCCUUUUGUAUUUUGGAACCUCUUUGCUACCCAUCAUUGUCUCUUUAGUGCUGCUUACAAUAUCCCAGGUCCAGGCCUCAUGGCUCCAACAUGAUUUGGGGCAUCUUUCUGUCUUCCAGAAGCCCAAGUGGAACCAUCUGCUUCACAAACUUGUGAUGUGUCAUAUUGUUGGGGCAUCAGCCAACUGGUGGAACCUUCUGCACUUUCAACAUCAUGCAAAGCCCAAUUGCUACACCAAGGACCCAGACCUUGACGCUCACCCUUUCUUGUUUACUUUAGGAAAGUCCCUCUCUGUGGAGCUUGGGGCAAAGAAGAAAAAGUACAUGCCUUACAACCAUCAGCACAAGUAUUUCUCCUUUACUAUGCCACCACUGUUGUUUCCUACCUACUUCCACUAUCGCACCUUCUAUGUUGCUUUCAAGAAGAAAUUCUGGGUGGAUUUGGCCUGGAUGCUGACCUUCUACAUCAAAUUCUUCUACAUCUAUGGGUCUCUACUAGAAAUAAAAACUCUACUGGCGUACUACCUAUUGUUCAGGAUGAUGGAAAGCUCCUGGUUUGUCUGGGUAUCCCAAAUGAGCCAUAUACCUAUGCAUAUUGAUUACGACAAGAACUUGGACUGGUUCUCCCUCCAGCUCCAGGGAACAUGUAAUGUUGACCAAUCCUUGUUCAAUGACUGGUUUACGGGGCACUUGAAUUUCCAGAUUGAGCACCAUCUUUUCCCCACAAUGCCACGGCACAACUACUGGAAGGUGGCCCCACUGGUGAAAUCUUUGUGUGCCAAACAUGGUGUUGAAUACAAGUGCAAACCACUGCUGACAGCCUUUGCAGACAUUUUACGCUCCCUAAAGGAUUCAGGAGAACUUUGGCUGGAUGCCUAUCUGCACCAAUAAGUACUGGUUUUAGAAAAUGGAUCCACUUGUUAUCACCAUACAGACAUGCACUGGACAUUUACCCAAUUUCCAAAUCCUAUUUAUAAUUUUUGCCAUUAUUCGUUGUAAGAUUCUCCCUUUGAAGGUGGAAAUAAAGGUUAUUUAUGGAUGUUCCCCAUCAGCUGCUAUUGAACAAAAGGGGGAAAAAUGCAUAAGGAAAUGGUUGUGUGCUAUUUUGAAGGGCUGCUGUUUUUCUAUAUGCACGAUGUGAGAUGUCACAUGCUAUCUGAAGACCCCAGUAUGAAUCCUGCAUGCUUAGGCCCAUUGAGAUCAGCGGGUCUAAACAAUUAUCUGUGUAGUAGAAACUGCUGAAGCAUUAUUAUGAAUCUACCACUUUACAAGGAGAUUGGGGUGAAUUAGGGAACCAUAUAUGGGUUUAUACUUUAUUGUAAUCUUUAUGUAUAUCUAAAUAAAUUUUAUCAAAUUGUUAAAGCGAAA
Messenger RNA from Rhineura floridana, 2098 nucleotides. RefSeq names its product acyl-CoA (8-3)-desaturase-like. Gene Ontology annotation, molecular function: oxidoreductase activity, acting on paired donors, with oxidation of a pair of donors resulting in the reduction of molecular oxygen to two molecules of water. Lineage: Eukaryota; Metazoa; Chordata; Lepidosauria; Squamata; Rhineuridae. Gene Ontology annotation, biological process: lipid metabolic process. The transcript has 12 exons. The record is from RefSeq and is a predicted model, not a curated record. Gene Ontology annotation, cellular component: membrane. The coding region runs from base 164 to 1621 and encodes 485 amino acids.